AAUAAUUUCUAUUUUUAUUUAUUUUAAAGUUUCGCGGUUAUACCCCCAAAAUUUUUCCAUCUUCAUUUCAUUCUCUUCUCCAAUACUAAUGUUCAUAAUUUAUAAUUCCUCAACAACAAAAAAAAUUACAGUGGUUCCUCAAUCGAUCCUCGAUUUUCUGCUGCUUACCUUAUCUUAAUCUUGUAGCUGUUCUCUGUAUUUCUCUAUGUUUACGCUUUGAUCGAUCUUUUCUUGUAAUUUAUUGAUGGCGCCAUCAAAAAAGUCUAGGAGCGCUAAUAAGCAGUUUUCAUACACUAAUGAGACCACUUCAAAUAAAAACGGGGAGAACAAUAACAAAAGAAGGCAAAGGAAGAGAAAAUUAUCUGACAUGCUGGGGCCACAAUGGAGCAAGGAAGAGCUUGAACGUUUCUACAGGGCAUAUCGUAAGCAGGGGCAAGAUUGGGAGAAGGUAGCCAUUGUGGUGCGUGACCGAUCUGUAGAAAUGGUAGAAGCCCUGUAUACCAUGAAUAAAGCUUACUUAAAUCUCCCGAAGGGAUAUGCUUCUGCAGCUGGACUAAUAGCAAUGAUGACAGAUCACUACACUAAUAUGGAAGAAAGUGAUAGUGAACAAGAAACUAAUGAGCCUGUAGUAGCUCCUCGAAAACCUCCAAAACGUGCUCGGGGAAAUAAAGAGUUAGAUGAUUCCCCAGUUCCAGAUCUGAUGCAAUCCCAGUCAUCUGCAUCAAACUAUGGCUGCUUGUCACUAUUGAAGAAGAGGCGCACUGGAAGCAGGCCUUGGGCAGUUGGGAAAAGGACUCCCCGUGUCCCUGUUUCAUUUUCCUAUGAUAAAGACAACGGAGAGAAGUAUAUUUCACCGAUUCGACAAGGUCUGAAAUUCAAAGCUGAAGCUUUGGAAGAUGAGGUUGCUCAUGAGAUAGCAUUAGUGUUGACAGAAGCUUCACAAAGAGUUGGCUCUCCCCAAGUUUCUCGAACACUAAACAGAAAAACAGAGACACCGUCACCUGUUCAGAAUGGGGAACAUGUGUAUGCUGAAUCAGAGAUGACCAGCUCCAAGCUUCGUAGUAGCGAGAUGGAUGAAGGUGGUUGUGAAUUAAGCUUAGGAAGCACUGAAGCUGAUAUGGAACAUUAUGCAAGAGAUCAAUUUCUCUUGAAGAAGAGAUGUUAUGAAAGGAAGCCAGAGCUAGAAGAAAGUACAGACAAUCCUUUGGAUGACAUUAAGGAGGCUUGUAGUGGAACGGAGGAAGGACAGAAUUUGGGUGGUAACAAAGGGAAAUUUGAAAUGGAGGUUGUAGGUACAAAAGUUGGGAGGUCAUCGAAUAAGGGUCCAAGGAAGCGAAGCAAAAAGGCUCUUUUUGGAGAUGGUGAAGCAGAUGCUGUUGAUGCAUUGCAAACUUUAGCAGAUAUGUCAUUGCUGUUGCCAGAAGCAGCUGUUGAUACUGAGUCAUCUGUGCAUGUUGAAGAACAACAUUCUAGAGUGGUUGCCAAGUCCAAGUUGAAAGGGAAUCAUUCAACUGCUGUAGUUAAAGUCGCCUCCCCAAGAAAAACUAAAGGAAAAGUUUCCUCUCAUGAUGUUAUUCCUAUGGAAAAAGUAAAGGAUACAGUGCACGAAAGCAACUCUGGAUUGAAAAGGAGAAAGAGAUUCCUGCCAUUUAAGUUGCAGAGAUUAAAAAUUAAAGAGCGUGUCAAUUCUCAUUUGGGUGAAACUCUGAAGGUCAAGGGCACAGAUGUUGAUGUCAAUCUAUUCAAAGAAAAACAGUCCCGUGAUACUACAUACCAAAAACAAGGGAAGUUGGUGAAACCUCGAGAAUUUACCUCCAGUACUGACCAUGGAAAGGAGUCGAAUGAUUCAGCUCCAUCUUCCGUACAAGUAUUAUCUUCUAAACAAUUCAGCUUACCUACCAAAUUGAGGAGCAGGCGUAAGAUAAACCCACCCAAACCAUUAACUGACAAAAACAUCCAGUCUUCAGAGGAUAUUGUAGAUGGCCAAUACAAUACAGCCAAUUCUUCACUCAAAGACAGCACACGGAGUCUUCAGAAAAAGCUUUCUAAUUGCCUGUCCUGGUACCAAGUUCGGAGAUGGUGUAUUUUUGAGUGGUUCUACAGUGCAAUUGAUUACCCAUGGUUUGCUAAAAGGGAGUUUGUGGAAUAUCUGGAUCAUGUUGGAUUGGGUCAUAUUCCAAGAUUAACUCGUGUUGAAUGGGGUGUCAUAAGAAGCUCCCUUGGUAAACCUCGGAGAUUUUCAGAACAAUUCUUGAAGGAAGAAAAAGAGAAGCUUAAUCAAUACCGACAAUCUGUCAGAAAACAUUAUACAGAACUUCGUGCUGGUACCAGAGAUGGACUUCCAACUGAUUUGGCUAGACCCUUGUCAGUUGGGCAGCGGAUUAUUGCGCUUCAUCCCAGAACAAGAGAGAUUCUUGAUGGAAGUGUACUGACUGUAGAUCAUAACAGGUGCCGUGUUCAGUUUGACCAACCUGAACUAGGGGUUUUAUUUGUCACGGACGUUGAUUGCAUGCCCUUAAAUCCAGUGGAAAACGUCCCAGCUUCCCUUAGUAGGCAGAAUGUUUUCAAUAAAUACAUUGAGAACAUGAAUGAGCUCAAAAUGAAUGGGCAACCAUCCGAAAGGAAAAUGGAAGGAUAUAUAAAAUUUGCUCCCAGUGAGAAUCUGGAGAACACCGAUGAUCUUCUGCAUGCUUCCCCUUCAACUCAUCACAUUGGCAAUUUAUUGCAGCAUGGAAGGGGCUGUUCGGCAAAUUCAAAUACACAUGUUAGCAUUGGAGCAGGUGACACUAUUCUUAACCACCAAGCUGUCAAUGCUCAACCUCUUAUUCUUGCACACAUCGAAGCAAAGGAUGCUGACGUUCGAGCACUUUCUGAGCUGACUCGUGCUCUUGACAAGAAGGAGGCUGUGGUGUCUGAGUUGAAGCGCAUGAAUGACGAGGUGAAGAACCAAAAUGAUAGAGAAAAUUCUCUAAAGGAUUCUGAACUAUUUAAGAAGCACUACGCUGCUGUACUUUUGCAGUUAAAUGAAGUCAAUGAACAGGUUUCAUAUGCUCUCUUUUCCUUGCGGCAGCGCAACACAUAUCAAGGAAACCACACACAACUGUGCUUUAAGCCCACGACUUGUAUGGCUGAACCAGUUGGACAGUGUAUUUCUUUUGAUGGUUCUGCAGAUGAGACCCAAGAAUCUGGAUCUCAUGUGGUUGAAAUUGUUGAAAGUUCAAGAGCAAAAGCUCAGACAAUGGUUGAUGCAGCUAUGCAGGCGGUAUCAUCAUUGAAAAAGGAGGGGAGCAACGUCAAGAGUAUGGAAGAGGCUAUCGAUUUUGUAAAUAACAAACUUUCAACAGGUGGCUUAAGUGCACCGGUCGCGCAAACUUCUACCCCUCCAAAUUCAGUUCCUAGCACUGUUGCCGCUCAGGAUCAGUCGAGUUCCUGCAAUGUUAAUGCGGGAGCAAGUAGUCAAUCCCUUGUGAAUGGAUUGGACCAAAUGUCCGAUGCAAAUGAAGAGCGGAUUCCUUCUGAACUAAUAACACAAUGUGUAGCUACUUUGCUCAUGAUUCAGAAAUGUACAGAAAGACAAUUUCCGCCGAGUGAUGUUGCACAAGUACUAGAUUCUGCAGUUACAAGUUUAAAGCCAUGUUGUUCACAGAACCUCCCAAUAUAUGCUGAUAUUCAGAAAUGCAUGGGGAUUAUUAGAAGUCAGAUAUUAGCUCUCAUACCAACAUAGCUCAUAAAAUAGUUGCGCUUUUUUUAUUGUUAUUUUUCCUUGUAAAAUGUACCAUAUAAUCAAGCGGCCCCAGCCACCUGAAUCAGAGAUAUAUUCCCAAAUCCCCCAUUUAUAUCCUGUUUCUUAAUCUUACACAGGGAUCUGUACAUGUACUGAAAUACCACGAAUACUGCUCUGAAUACAAUAAUUAGCCACAUCUUA
Molecule: messenger RNA, 3925 nt
Organism: Mercurialis annua (annual mercury)
Lineage: Eukaryota; Viridiplantae; Streptophyta; Magnoliopsida; Malpighiales; Euphorbiaceae
Product: protein ALWAYS EARLY 3
Exons: 20
Coding region: 245-3724 (1159 amino acids)
Biological process (GO): DNA-templated transcription; regulation of transcription by RNA polymerase II; regulation of cell cycle
Cellular component (GO): nucleoplasm; transcription repressor complex
Molecular function (GO): DNA binding
Source: RefSeq, a predicted model, not a curated record